Messenger RNA from Vicia villosa (hairy vetch), 1127 nucleotides. RefSeq lists its product as uncharacterized. The transcript is spliced from 3 exons. The record is from RefSeq and is a predicted model, not a curated record. NCBI's taxonomy places the organism in Eukaryota, Viridiplantae, Streptophyta, Magnoliopsida, Fabales, Fabaceae. Gene Ontology annotation, cellular component: cytoplasm. Bases 121 to 1017 code for a protein of 298 amino acids. Gene Ontology annotation, biological process: protein refolding.
UAAAACAACAAACAAACACUACUCUCAUGUGGUUGUUAUCAUUUUGUAGUCAAUUACUAUUAGCACCUCCUGAGGCUGUGAUAUAGCAUAGCAUAGUGUACUCUACUCGAAUCCUUCAAAAUGACGAUGCAAUCGCAUCUUCUGGUGGGACCCAUCUCCAUCACCGCCGCUGAUUCUACUUACCUCUCCUCCGCGCCUCGCCGCCGGAGACAUCUACUCAUCUCAGCUUCCUCAUCUUCUUCUUCAGCAGUCAACGGCGGUGGUGAUCAUUACACCGUACUCGGUGUCGCUCGUUCCGCCGACGUUGUUGAUAUCAAACGUGCUUAUCGCCACCUCGCCCUUAAGUAUCAUCCUGAUGUUAGCAAGGAUUCACAUGCUUCUGAAUUGUUCAAGAGUAUCCGUCAUGCUUAUGAAGUACUUUCCAAUGAAACAACUAGAAUUCAGUAUGAUCGGGAACUUCAAUCUGGUCACAAGUCUUACCAAAAUAAAUGGAGUUACAGCACUGAAUUUGAAGAUGAGGUAAGAAGCUAUAGGCAGGCUUACACAAGGAGGGAAAUGAAUAGAGAAAGAUACUGGGAGCAUUACAAUGUCGAUGAGGAUUACUACAGCAGCGACGAAGACGAGGAGGAAGAUGAAAGAAAUUUAAACAAAGAAAGGGGUUCAUUUAUUGAUGUUCUUAGAUCAGCAUUCUUGUCAUUAUUAUUAUUCCAGACAUUAGGAGCUCGAAUCUCCCUUACAUUUAGCAGUGUGACAGCAGUGUUUGAUAACAAAUUAGAUGCUGGAUAUAAAGUUGGUUAUGUAAUAGCAUGGAUUUUGGGUGGAAGGGUUGGCAUAAUGUUAACAUUGUUCUUGUCAUUUUUAACUUGGAUUUGUGGGAAAACCAGUAGUAGUGUGGUUGCAUUGUUUAUGGUGGCGAUGUGGGUUGGCUCUUCCCUUGCAAGUUAUGCACCAGUUCCUCAAGGUGCUCUGUUAACGCUUAUCUACAUGUCCAUUAAGCUGCAAUCUAAUCAGAUAUAAAGAUCACGCCUUUGCUAGUAUUUCUGUCUUAUGAAUCUGUAUGAUGUCAAUGUUCUGUGUUUGUACAUUAUUAUAUAAUCCAGUAAAUAAAUGUAUGUAAAUUUAAGCCA